Labrus mixtus (cuckoo wrasse) is the source of this 5957-nucleotide messenger RNA. RefSeq names its product v-maf avian musculoaponeurotic fibrosarcoma oncogene homolog Gb (gene mafgb). The transcript has 3 exons. Lineage: Eukaryota; Metazoa; Chordata; Actinopteri; Labriformes; Labridae. Gene Ontology annotation, molecular function: DNA-binding transcription factor activity, RNA polymerase II-specific; RNA polymerase II cis-regulatory region sequence-specific DNA binding. Gene Ontology annotation, cellular component: nucleus. Bases 629 to 1156 code for a protein of 175 amino acids. Gene Ontology annotation, biological process: regulation of epidermal cell differentiation; regulation of transcription by RNA polymerase II. The record is from RefSeq and is a predicted model, not a curated record.
AAUUUAGAUGUGUUGUUUUGCUGAGUGUGCAUGGGCACCGCCGAUAUCACUGCAUGCUGCGCGCUUAUGUUACCGCUUGUACCGGUGUGCGCGGCUACCGUCGCUCCGCUGUCCCGUUCAGCCCAACUCACAGCCGUGUAAAGGGCAGCAGGCUGGUAUUGCUGAAUCAUCACGAUCCAGUCGUCAUCCAGACAAAUUCAAGAGCAUGCUCUUCCGAGACCGGCUCGGUCACCGGAACGACCACGCCGACCGACCAACCGGCGCUCUCAUAACAACACAGACAAAGGGGGAGUACGUUACGUACGGCUGUCAAGCUUAACGAGAAGCCAUGUGUCGGAAUUAAACACCGUGUAGGGAGUUCUGUCUGUGCCGGUGUUCCGCCCGGGGAUUCCCUUGUUUUGUUGUCAGUAAAUUGAUAUUUAAAAAGGUGAAAGUAGGAAGAGUCGAGAUAACAUAUGAACAUAGAGUAACAACUUAAGGUAGCGGGAGACCCCUACAACAACAGAUGACCUGAUGGUAGCUCCUCCGGCUGUCCUCUCCUCGAGGUGCUGAAGCGGCAGCGGGUCAGACCGACUCGUCGUCCGUCGCCUCUUCACAGGUCUGUUCAGAAGAGCAAGGCUCUUGUGGUAUGACGACGACUAACAAAGGAAAUAAAGCCUUAAAGGUGAAGCGAGAGCCGGGGGAGAAUGGCACCAGCCUCACAGACGACGAGCUGGUGACCAUGUCUGUGCGGGAGCUGAACCAGCACCUCAGAGGGCUCACCAAAGAGGAGAUCCUGCAACUCAAACAGCGGCGACGCACCCUGAAGAACCGGGGCUACGCAGCCAGCUGCCGGGUGAAGCGUGUCACCCAGAAGGAGGAGCUCGAGAAGCAGAAGGCCCAGCUGCAGCAGGAGGUGGACAAACUGGCCAAUGAGAACGCUUCGAUGCGCGUUGAGCUGGACGCUCUGAGGUCUAAGUACGAGGCGUUACAGACCUUCGCCAGGACUGUGGCACGGAGCCCCACUGUCGGGGUCGGGGUCAGAGGUGGAGGUGGUGGAGGAGGGGGAGGGGUGCCGUCUUCAGUCAUUGGUCCUCUUAUACCGGGGAAAGUGGCAACGGCAACUGCAACAAGCGUGAUCACGAUAGUGAAGUCAAAAACAGACGCCCGGUCUUGAGGGAGGGAAAGAUAGAUGGUGGUGGAGAGAUGGAGUGAUUUUUAUUCUCUGCUGGCUGCCUCUCUUCCAGCUGCACUGAACCAAACAGCUGAGCAGCCUUGAUUAGUUUACCUUAGCACGGCUCCGUCACCUGUCACAGAUCAGUGCAGCUGAAGGAAAGGAUGAAAGCAGAGGAAGAUUAUUGAGUCUAUACUGAUGCAAGCCCAUGGUCAGAAUGUGGUCAUUUAGCACAGGACAGAUACACAGACAUACACAGGGUUCCUCCAACCACUGAAAGCCGGCAGGCUAAGGGAAUGAAGCGUUUUUAAAAAUGUUAAUAUCUAAAACAGUUUCAAGUGUUACGUGUAAAGUUCACCUGCUGGUAGAUCUAGAUGUCUAGAAGUGCAGAAUAGUGGUGUAACACAUGUGUACACUAGAUUUGAACUAAAGUGGAAAACAUUUAAAUCCCUAAACGACAUUUGUACUGGAAUCAAAAUGACGUUAUUAGUUUAUUAAUAGUAAAGUCACUGGAUUAGAGCAAACAGUUUAGUGUCCCUAACUUUGGAAAGAAAGUGUUCAUGUGACCAGCUGAUGUCAGUGGCGGCACAAAAGUCCCAUCGUGCUCCAUCUAGCCAAGAAAUGUUCAGAAUAUAUGGAUGGAAAAUUAUAUAUUACACAAUGGUGGUAACUGUAUUUCUACUGUUUUGUACCGUGUUGUCAUUCACAUGAGGUCCAAAGUGUGUUCUCUGUGUGUCAAUAGUGAUAUAUCAGGAAUUCUGUGAAAUUCUGUGGCGCGUGUUCGUUUUGGUAUUGCUAUAUUUAAUCAGCUGUUUCUUUUUCUAUGGUCUCUUCUCUUUCUAUGUUCAACCCUCUUUCUCUGAGCUAUCCUCUCUCUGUCCUCCCAUCUUUCAAACCCGACUGGUUUCUAAUUAUUACACACAUUUCCUGGAUCUAGUAGAAAGAGGCAGGGAAAGUAACAUUUAGUAACAGCCAAAAACAACAAACGGAAACAAAACAUAAAGGAGAGAAAGUUACUGACCUUUUCUCAGUUUGUAAGACUUUUCAGGGAAAUGGUGGUUUGAACCCGAGAGCUGAAUUAACAUCAAGUUGUCUUACAGUCUGUUUGAGUUUCUCUCUUCAGUACACAAAGUCAUUUGAAGGGCAAGUGCCUUGAUCUCCUAAUGAUACGCAUCAAGGCGAAGUCAAGAGGACAUGGAUGGACAGUGGUACCUGUGCUUAAUGAAAUACACUGACCAAUCAGGAAUCAGCUUGUGACAGCAUUGAACUCUGGCUGUGCGUUGUUGUAUGAGCUGUGUAAUACCCGUCAGGCAUUUAAAACUCCCAUUUAUGUGACUCUGAAGUUCAUUCACUUUGACAAGAAGAAAAAAGAUCCCAGCUUUUUGAAUAUCUUUCAUGAUAUUUUUUUUUUAUUUGACUGUCUGCUGACAUUUAAGUUAUGAUGUAGAUUAGUACACCUACAUGAAAAUUUCAGCUUCAAAACACACUGGUUUAUUCCUCCUGCUUUCAGCCACAUAGCUCCCUUUGAGGUGCAGAUCUGCAAUGAAAGCAAAGAUAUUUGAAUUUCCAGUCACACAAAUGGGCUGUCAUGUCACUCGAGUUUGACCAUAAAGUAGUGUUAUGUGUCGUUCUAUACUCAAAGAAUCUUUGUCUAUGUAUGGAGUCUGGUUUUUAUAAUGACAAUUAUCUUUGCAUUGUUUGUAACGACCUGUAAAAAAAGUCUAACAAAUCUGUUUGAUAUACAGUAUCUCUCUAUUUUGCAAUUGUACCAAAAGUGGCUUAACUACUGAAUAGCUUUGUUUUUUCUCUAGUGACUAGGCACGUGUGUGUAACCGUGAACUAGUGUGUGCUGUGCUGUGUAGGUGUGUGACGAGGUAACUAUAACGUUCACUAUUUCAUAGACAUGACUUUGAUCAUUGUUUGAUUUCAGGCCGGAGUGGGUGAUGACACUGUGGGUAACUGCUACGUCUUUUUGAUCAUGAAACCGUUUUCUUUUCUUUUUUUUCAACUCUCAGCGCUGCAGACGUGUUAGAUCGAGUGUUCAUCAGCUUGAAAUCUAAACUUUUGAUUUAUAAAAUGUAAGUUUGGCAGGUCCAGUGUCUGUAUUUAUACACAGUCAUGUGUGACUUUGUUUUUUUCGUGCUCUGUUUAAAAGUUGGUUCAUUCAGAUAAAAUGACGGCUGAGAUGAGGAAGUGCUCUGGUUAACCUCACAAGCUUCAUGAUAUUUGUGUAUUCAGGUCAUCAGAGAUGUGAAACUAAACAAUGGGCCUGUAAAGCUGCAUCACACUGCUCCUUCAUUAAGUUAUUUUUGUAAUGUGUGACAAACUGUGUACAUUUGAUAUAUUUAUGUAUAUAUAACGUUGUUCCUGUUUGUUUUUUGAACUGUUCUGUGUCAGGGAAGUGAAGCAAAUUUGUAAAUGUCUUUGGUGUUUUAUGAAGUGAUCAAAAUGUAUUCUGGUAUUUAAUUGUUUUUUCUGUCAAAUAGUUAGGUUUACCUUAAAGGUACAAUUGCCUCUGUCUGUGUUUCACUAAAAUAUACCUGAUGUAAAUGGACUGAUUGAUUGAAAUAGGAGCAUUUUACAGCGAUGAGAACAGUACAUGAAUGCCACCUUUUACGUGGAGCGUUACUUUCCCACUGUGAAGUAAAAGGGUUGUCCUCUCUACUGCUGUGCAGUUAUUACCAUGAUUACAGUGAGUCUUCGUCUGUACCCCACAUUCUUAAUCAUUACAAACAAUUGAACAACGAGCAAAAGUAUUGAAAGUGGAAACAGUUCUAGAGCUGGUAAUAUUAUUUUUUUUAUAAUCUUAACACGAAUAACCAUUCACAUAUUCAGUCGACUGUGAAAUCAGAGAGCAGCGAGUGUCAAAUGAAAAUGUCUGACAGAAGCGAAAAAGGAUAUUUUGUGAUCAAACCCAGUAAAUGUAUGUUUUCAAACGUGCCCUGUUUUUAAUUAUUUAAUUUUCUACUGGAGUUUGUUUCCUGUUCCUCCGCUUUCCCACUGCUUCUGUCUGUUCCUGUAUUUUUCGGUGACUGAUGUUUUCACCUGGGAAAGUUUUGCAUUGUGUGUGUGUGUGUCUGUGUGUGUCUGUGUGUGUGUGUGUGUGUGUGUGUGUGUGUGUGUGGGGGGGGUAUCAAAUAGGAUGACACUUUUGCCAAGAUCAGGUUGUGUCUAGUUAAAGUGAAAAUAUGAAACCUCAUGGUGCUUGUGAACGUGAAAACACAGUCAGACAUUAUGUUUCCAUCUCUGUAUACUGUUGUACUCCUCUGUUUCCUUACUGUUCAGACAUCAACCUGGUGGCUGCUGUUGAAUAGACACAUCUAAAAACUGUUUGGGGCUAAAUUAGACCUCCUGCAACUCAGGAGCUGAUGCUGUCGUGGUGUCUUUGUCAAGAUGUUUAUAAUGCAGGUCGUGUUAAUUGACGAGGUUAAAGAGCUGAGUGUUUUGAAAGUGUGUGUACGUCAGAUUGUAGUUUGGGUUGUAGAUUUCAUUGCUUUUUUUAGCAUCACUUGACAAAUAACUGUGAAAACACAAAAUGCGUUUUAAGUCGAGAAAACGACUCGAUGAAAAAAAGGGUUCAGAGGACAUUAAGAAUAUAUCAUUCAAGUCUUCCAGACUUCAGUAUCUUGUGGCUUUAUAGGUCCAGUGUGAAACAUUACAGAGGUCUCUUCCUGAUUGUCAAUCAGCACAUAUGAUCAGCUGACAAAAGCAAACCUCUACUGAUUAUCAGACAAGCCGGCCUGCUGGCUUUUCAUAACAGAGUUUAAGAGGUUGUGGGACGCGCCGACCUUAUUCUUUAACAGGGGUCAUACCCUCCUUAUCAAAAGGCUUUUCAUCACAGACCCAAGCAACUGCUCCUAAACCACAUCUAUAAAUAUUUUACAGAGUCAGAGAGGAGUGGUGGAAACCCAUCCGAUAAACUCGUCUCACUCCACUUCUUCCCAACCCUUUUUUUUUUUACAAAGUAUCGGUGAGUUAACUCAGCAGGCAGCCGAGCCCCUUCUUGAAAACAUGCGAUUCUUCUGGAAGAUGCAAAUCAUUAACCCCUUAUCUUGCUGCUUGGCCAAUCAGUGUGACAUUCUUCAGUUGUUUUCCUGUACAGUGAAUCACGCCACUGCACUCUAAAAGCCCUUUCACCCACCUCAAACACAGAUCGAUGAGAGUAAAUGAACCGAGGAUUCCUUUGAUCGUUUGUUUGGCUAUUUCAUCAAUAAUGAUGUUUGUUUUGCCUCUUAAGUUCCUCCUUCACUUUACUCUCUCUCUGCUGUUUUAUGAGCUCUACAGCCUCUAACAAGGAAGAUUUAAGCUUCUACAUCACAUUAACUUAUUUUUAUUUCUUCUAUUUUAAUUUAGAACAUUUUGUUCCCACCAAACCACAGGUGUCCACUCGUGAGCGUUAAGCUAAGUUGGGCUAUUUGUGUUGUGAAAAGUGAAAAAGUGUCAUUUUUUAAAGCUUUAGGAAAGUAGUGAGUUUGUGUGAAAAGCCCUUAUAAGAAAAAAAAUCAGUGUUUUGUAAUAUUUCUGUAUGGGGUGUAAACAAUUAUUCUAUGACAGUACUUUCUAUGGGAAAAUGCUUACAUUGUGACAGUCUUUGUAUUUAUCUUCAACUAAAUUAUUGUACCUUUUUUUUGUUGCAAUUUGUAGAUAUUUAAGUGAUGAUGACAACGUAUUGGUAAUCUUGAAAUUAACUGUUUCAUCAUCGGUCUGAUGCAUCUCUUAAUUUAUUGAUGUAUAUACUGUAUGUUUGUUGAUAAACAGCUUACUUUAUUUUGUAUAUGACCAAUAAAAACCUUUUCAAAAUGAA